UUGACUAAAAUUCAGCAACUUGGUAAAAUCUGGAAUACCCGUCCUUGACCCUUGUAGAAAUGGCUCUCCCGAGAAUAGGCCAUUAAUAUGUCUUCCUGCAGCCUCACAAUGGGUCGGGAUCUUCCUUGCGAUGUGGAUCCGUGGUCUCCCACCUGCUGGCAACUAGUGACAACCAGAGAUUUUGGCUUCUGGCUAUGCUCUUUAUCUUCACGAGUCAAGCUGCUGCUCUCCCCGAGCAUAACUCCGAUAUGGUGAAUCCAGUGGCUGCGGCAGCUAAUGCACCUGCCUACCAAGAGCAUCGGCUACUGUUCACGAUUGUCAUGUCCACUGCCAGGGCCGUACUCGGGCGCUUCACACCGCGGUUGGUCAAAGCAAAGACUCUUGGAAGCGGGAUCUGGAGAGUUUCUCGACGAUACCGCCUCCACAUCAUGACCCGUUCUCUGGCUUUCCAUUCUAUGGUCCUUGCCAGUGUGGCUGGCCGUGAUGAUCGACAGAAGGAGGGACAUACAACGGCUUCGUCUAGUUUCCAUGUAGACCUGGCAGGCCGCCGUAUUGAUCGCAUGCCUCCUGAGAAAUGCCGAAGGAGUGAUUACAAGCAAUCAGCAAGACCUUCAAGUCAGCUCGUAUAUGAACAUAAUGCUGGAAAGAUACUGAUGGUAGCUUUAUCGAAUUUCCGAGUCCCUCCAUGCAUCCUCGUUGCUGUCAGCAUUGUCAGUCUUCUCGUUCGCGGUGACCGCUAUGAAGAAUCCCGAGGCGAUUCCACAGGUUUGCCGCCCACUGAAGCCAGUCUUGGACCUGGAAUCAAACUUGGCGUUGUCUAG
Molecule: messenger RNA, 821 nt
Organism: Pseudomassariella vexata
Lineage: Eukaryota; Fungi; Ascomycota; Sordariomycetes; Amphisphaeriales; Pseudomassariaceae
Exons: 2
Coding region: 195-821 (208 amino acids)
Source: RefSeq, a predicted model, not a curated record